AUGAAGGUCUCGCUCCACGACUUGUUGCAAGUCGCGCCCAUCAUGCGCCCGAGAGCCCAGUCUAGGGAGCAGGGCACGAGUGGCCUUUACCGCGAGUGGACUACUACUCAGAGAGCCAUCAUUCAUCUCGCUGCUGAAAUUCUGGAUGUAUCAUUUGAGGAUCUCGUCAAAAUCGCCUUUCUGUUGCGCCCGGUUGAUGCUGGUGUCCAUUCGCGUGGUGGCGCGGAUAUUCGUUCAGCCGACGAUAAUACUUCAUCGACGCAGCAAUUGAUCACUGACGUGUUGCCGGCAACUACUGGCCCAAUGGUCUCGGAUCCGUCUCUCUUCUCAGACGGACUAGCCGAAGGGACACCAUUGACAUCCGGCGCCGCGGGGAAUCCUCUAACUCAGGCUACGGCGCAGCCAGCGAAUCAAGAUCAAUCGACCAGUCCUCUCCCGGAGCUCGAUAUCGAUUCAGAUUUUGGAGAGGAUUUGUCCGAUUUUGAUACCGAAGAUCUCUGGGAUGCGGAGACCGAUUUCGGAUCUGACCUUGUGGACAUGGAGCGAACAGGCACUCCGGGCUAA
Molecule: messenger RNA, 564 nt
Organism: Scedosporium apiospermum
Lineage: Eukaryota; Fungi; Ascomycota; Sordariomycetes; Microascales; Microascaceae
Exons: 2
Coding region: 1-564 (187 amino acids)
Source: RefSeq, a predicted model, not a curated record